Molecule: messenger RNA, 1658 nt
Organism: Cucurbita maxima (winter squash)
Lineage: Eukaryota; Viridiplantae; Streptophyta; Magnoliopsida; Cucurbitales; Cucurbitaceae
Product: 26S proteasome regulatory subunit 8 homolog A-like
Exons: 9
Coding region: 1-1257 (418 amino acids)
Biological process (GO): proteasome-mediated ubiquitin-dependent protein catabolic process
Cellular component (GO): proteasome regulatory particle, base subcomplex
Molecular function (GO): ATP hydrolysis activity; proteasome-activating activity; ATP binding
Source: RefSeq, a predicted model, not a curated record
AUGGCGACGAUGGAGUUGGACACCACGCUACCGGAGGCCACACUUGAAGAGACGUGCUCCGCCAAGCCGGCGACGAAGCAAGGCGAAGGUCUUAGGCACUAUUAUCUUCAACAUAUUCAGGACCUCCAGCUUCAACUCCGCCUGAAAACUCACAAUCUCAAUCGUCUCGAAGCUCAGCGAAAUGAGCUCAACUCUAGAGUGAGGUUGCUUCGUGAAGAACUUCAGCUGCUUCAGGAACCUGGAUCGUACGUUGGCGAAGUGGUCAAAGUCAUGGGAAAGAAUAAGGUUUUAGUGAAGGUGCAUCCAGAAGGGAAAUAUGUUGUUGAUAUAGAUAAAAGCAUUGAUAUUACAAAAAUCACCCCAUCAGCUAGGGUUGCUCUUCGAAAUGACAGCUAUGUUCUUCAUUUAGUUCUGCCAAGCAAAGUCGAUCCAUUGGUGAAUCUUAUGAAAGUUGAAAAGGUCCCUGAUUCUACUUAUGACAUGAUUGGUGGUCUUGAUCAGCAAAUUAAGGAGAUAAAAGAGGUCAUUGAGCUUCCAAUCAAGCAUCCAGAAUUAUUUGAAAGUCUUGGAAUAGCUCAACCAAAGGGUGUCUUGCUAUAUGGCCCUCCUGGCACUGGGAAAACGCUUUUGGCUCGAGCAGUAGCACAUCACACUGAUUGUACUUUCAUCAGGGUUUCUGGUUCCGAGUUGGUACAGAAGUACAUUGGAGAGGGUUCUAGGAUGGUUAGAGAACUUUUUGUGAUGGCCAGGGAACAUUCUCCAUCUAUCAUUUUCAUGGAUGAAAUUGACAGUAUUGGGUCAGCUCGUAUGGAAUCUGGGAGUGGUAAUAGUGAUAGUGAGGUGCAGAGAACAAUGCUAGAGCUUCUUAACCAGCUGGAUGGAUUUGAAGCAUCAAACAAGAUCAAGGUUUUGAUGGCCACAAAUCGAAUUGAUAUUCUCGAUCAAGCUCUUUUGAGACCUGGACGAAUAGAUAGAAAAAUUGAGUUCCCAAAUCCUAACGAGGAGUCACGUUUCGAUAUCUUGAAAAUACAUUCAAGAAAAAUGAAUUUAAUGCGGGGGAUUGAUUUGAAGAAGAUUGCUGAGAAGAUGAACGGCGCAUCCGGUGCCGAACUCAAGGCUGUUUGCACAGAAGCUGGAAUGUUUGCUCUAAGGGAAAGAAGGGUUCAUGUGACACAGGAAGAUUUCGAGAUGGCGGUUGCGAAGGUAAUGAAGAAGGAUACAGAUAAGAACAUGUCGCUGCGAAAGCUCUGGAAGUAGUAGAUCGGAGUUACCGUUCUACUCGACCCCAUUUGAGUACCUAUCCCUGUUUGGGAAUCAAAGGACGCGCUGUUGGCUGUGAUAGCAAUUCAAAAGAAUCUUCCCUCCAUGUAAGUUUCUCUAAGCCCUUACACUCAAAACGCGUCGUCCUAUUCCCCUGUUUGAAAAGUGUAAUUACUUUAGAGGACCCUCUUGAGCUGUCUGAGCUGUCUUAUACAUUUUUUCCUGAAGGGCAUUUGUACUUUCUUGUCCUCAUUCUUCUACUUUCCAGGUCUUCGGUUGAAAAAUGGCAGCAUCUUUUUCUUUUUCUUUCUUCUUUUUUUUUUUUUGUUUGUUCUCUUUUCUCGGGUAUGAAAAUAUUGAUAAAAUGUUAAUGUGAAUGGAUAAUUUUUGUUUUACAA